AUGAAGCAAAAGAUCAAGAAACUCAAUGAGAAAGUUGACAAGGAUUCAAUAAAGAUUACUAAGAUUCGAAAAGAGUGUGAGGAGUCAACAAAUCUCAUACCCCAACUAGAGGAAGACAUUCCCAAAUUGCAAAAACUCUUUCUUGAUGAGGAGAAAGUCUUAGAGAAAAUUAAGGAGAACUCCAAAGUUGACACUAAGAUGUUUCGUGAUGAGCUAGCAAAGGUCCGUGCUGAACUAGAACCUUAG
This is a messenger RNA of Ilex paraguariensis (yerba mate), 246 nucleotides long. Lineage: Eukaryota; Viridiplantae; Streptophyta; Magnoliopsida; Aquifoliales; Aquifoliaceae. The record is from the annotation of a GenBank genome assembly.